Messenger RNA from Drosophila bipectinata, 431 nucleotides. RefSeq names its product Tim13 (gene Tim13). Lineage: Eukaryota; Metazoa; Arthropoda; Insecta; Diptera; Drosophilidae. The record is from RefSeq and is a predicted model, not a curated record.
GAGCUGGGUCUUUUUAAUUGGAAUCGAAGUCUCCCAGUAGUAGCAUCACAUUUAUAAAAGGCAUUCAGAUUUAAGGAGAAAACUCCCAAUUUAAAAUUGUUUAUUAAGUAAUAUGGCUGGUAAUAUGGAGAAGGGAGAGCUGAUGAGCCAGGUGAAGCAACAGAUCGCUCUGGCCAAUGCCCAGGAGAUGCUCUCGAAGAUGACCGAGAAGUGUUUCAAGAAGUGCGUCCAGAAGCCGGGCAAGUCACUGGACAACUCCGAGCAGAAGUGCAUCUCCCAGUGCAUGGAUCGAUUCAUGGACGCCUGGAACUUGGUUUCGCGCACCUACGGAAAUCGCUUGCAGCGGGAGCAGUACAGGAACUCGCAAGCAGUGGAUAUGACAAAUUAAUGGGGAUCCAUUUUCAAUAUUUUGGACGAUUUAUUAAAUCUAG